GUGAAUCUUUCUCUCAUUGUGUGUGUACACCCCAUGUCGACUGACAUCUACUUCGCCCGAGAAUAUCACCAAAGUGAACUUCUGUCAAACAGGCACCAACAAUCCAACGUCGCAACGUCGCAACGAGAUGUAUUAUUCGAGUCCCCUAGGGCUGACUUGCAUACUGCGUACAGUUACAGUGCCGCCCUUCUCCCACCUGCACAGGGGCCUGGGCGACAUCCAACGCCGUCGCCUGAGCCGGAACAGUGGACCCAGCCCGCUCACCACGGACCGCCCCGGCUUGAGCCUUGACCCGCCCGAACCAUCCAUGUUUUUGUUUUUUUUUACCGCCC
Colletotrichum acutatum is the source of this 332-nucleotide messenger RNA. RefSeq lists its product as uncharacterized. NCBI's taxonomy places the organism in Eukaryota, Fungi, Ascomycota, Sordariomycetes, Glomerellales, Glomerellaceae. The transcript has a single exon. Bases 34 to 291 code for a protein of 85 amino acids. The record is from RefSeq and is a predicted model, not a curated record.